AUGGAACCCUCAAAUGAGACGUGCCAGACGAACCGGUUCGUUCCAGCGGAACGUCGCAUUCCAUUUACCGGAACGGCCGGUUCGAACUGGAACAACCGGAACGUUCCGCUAAAUGGAACACGCUUAAAAAUUAUCAUUUCAGUUUUAGGCAAUUGUUCCCAUAUCAACAUCAAAUCUCCCUCUGGUGUCUACAAAACUGAAACACAGGAAGGCAAAAGUCUCGACUUGUUCUGUGAUACGGACACUGACGACGGACCGUGGACCGUGAUACAGAGACGAACAAGUGGAGAUGUAGAUUUCUAUCGCAAGUGGACAGACUACAAGAACGGUUUCGGAGAUCUACUGGGAAGUUUCUGGAUUGGCAAUGACAACCUUCACCUCCUAACUACCAUCCCGAUGAUCCUACGUGUGGAACUAGAGGCCUGGGACGGGACAAGAGGAUAUGCCCAGUACUCAGAAUUCCAGGUGGCCAAUGAAGAUCAGAAUUACAGACUUUUCGUACAGGGGUUCUCCGGCAACGUUUCUCAUGAUGCCAUGGACUACCAUAGUGGACAAGCCUUCAGCACGUACGACCGGGACAACGACCAAAGAUCUGAUAACUGUGCCAUGGACGUACUGGGUGGUUGGUGGUACAAUGGAUGUUAUCACACGAACCUGAACGGGGGAUAUUUCACAUUCAAUGGACAUGAGAAUUCCAAAGCAAUGGACUGGUGGUACUUCCCUAGCGCUCGUCAUCAAGCUAUUCCUUUAAAGAGAACCAGGAUGAUGAUUCGAUAGAUACGUGAUGGCGUUGGAUUUACCAGAUAACAAAUUGUUAAGUGAAAUCGAUAUAGGCAACUAAAGCUGAAUUGUAAACACGAACAAAUAUCCACAAAAUUGCACAAAACUAGUCAAGUAAUAUAUCAAAAUGCUAGUCUGGACAUGUACAUUUGUAGUUUCUCGGCAUCAUCAAUGACUUGUAGUAGAUGUUGACAGUGUCUUCCGUAGAGUGUCUUUGUGGUCAAAUGUAGCACGCCGUUAUGCUCACAAGUGUCUAUAGUACACAAUAGUAGCAUUUGUUUCACCAGAUUUGACUUUAUAUACAUAUAAACACUUAUUCUUUUUUUUACCUUGAAAUGCAAAUGGCGACGGUGAAUAAGAUUAAACAAAUAUGCUAUAUAGGAAGCCCCUACAAACGCCGACGCGUCCUAGAAAGACGGAACAGCUGAAUGGUGCUUCAAGAAUCACUGGCGACUCCUAGAUAGACGUAACAGCUGAAUGGUACUUCAAGAAUCACUGGAGAGUCCUAGAUAGACGUAACAGCUGAAUGGUGAUUCAAGAAUCACUGGCGAGUCCUAGAUAGACGGAACAGCUGAAUGGUGCUUCAAGAAUCACUGGAGAGUCCUAGAUAGACGUAACAGCUGAAUGGUGCUUCAAGAAUCACUGGCGACUCCUAGAUAGACGGAACAGCUGAAUGGUGCUUCAAGAAUCACUGGAGAGUCCUAGAUAGACGUAACAGCUGAAUGGUGCUUCAAGAAUCACUGGCGAGUCCUAGAUAGACGGAACAGCUGAAUGGUGCUUCAAGAAUCACUGGAGAGUCCUAGAUAGACGGAACAGCUGAAUGGUGCUUCAAGAAUCACUGGAGAGUCCUAGAUAGACGUAACAGCUGAAUGGUGCUUCAAGAAUCACUGGCGACUCCUAGAUAGACGGAACAGCUGAAUGGUGCUUCAAGAAUCACUGGCGAGUCCUAGAUAGACGGGAUAGCUGAAUGGUGAAGUUUUAUUUGGCAUAUGAUCAUUGCUCAAUAAACUAGCAGUAGCUCAUUUCCAGUAAGGAAGUAUCUGGUCAGAUCACUAAGUUAACAGAAAUGUAAAAAAGUAAGUUUACAAGUAAAUAAUUGUUUACUUCAAACUUCAGUGAUGUACUUCCUGACUAAAUUGUUUACUUUCAUACAUUCAAUCCUCAUUAGCUAUCCCUUUUAUGUUUAAGGCCUGAAAUGCGUUCACAAAAUGUCUCGUUGAAGGAUUAUAUAGUCAAGAACCAUAUAAAAUAAGAGACAUUAUCAAUUUACAUGGAAGAGAUGUUCGUUAAAAAGGUCCUAAAAUUACUGAAAGAUGUUUUUAUGUGAAUUAUUUGCAGAAAAUUCAUUCCUUUCAGACGAGUCUGCGUACUUGCCUAAUAUAUGUAUUCAGGUAUGAUAACAUCUUUGUUAACAAAUAGAUGUAGUUAUUGAAACAUUACGACAUGUAUGCCGUUUGCAGAAUCAAAAGACGAAAUUUGUUUCAUCGCAAAGAAAACGAUUUGCGUGCCGUUUGCAUGAUCAAUGGAAAAAAUUGUUUCGUCGACGAAUGUGUUUUAAGUGUGAGCCUUGACAAUGAUGAUACAUUUGUUCACUGCUACAAAUACAUUAAGUUUCUUUCCUUGCAUCGUAAGGUGGAUUGGUCGAACGACCCUUUACCAUUAAAUUUUUCAAGAUACAGGGGCUGAAAGGAGAUCAUUUUUUGUAAUCUGUGUAAUUAAUAUCAGUAGGAUUUUUGAAUUUGUCAAUAAUGAUUUAUGCUACGUUAUUUAACGAAUUCAAUAAAUAUUUCAAUAUGAUAAAGCCUGUAGUGUAAGAUUCUGUGUAUCAUACAACUGAAAGUAUCCCUGCUAUCAUGUUUGAUUCAUACUAAGAGGGCUGAUUGAUAAGUUCUAAGCCUCGUAUUGAAAGAGGUACUUAAGGAUGUUCUUGUUAAGUCCUACUAUUCUGCGACUAUAUAGGGCUGUGUACCCAAGAACUUGUCUCGUUUGGUUAGUUUAUAUCGACGAGGUAGCACUCUAAAGUAAACAAGACAAACGGCUUUUGUAAAAUGGAAAAAAAAUGGUUAGGAUUAGGGUCUGGGUGAAUGAGUAUGUCAUUGCCAUGGCUGUCAUUCACGAUUGUGGCUUUAAAUUAAUUGAGCAUCCGCCUUAUUCACCUGAUCUUGCUCCAUCAGACUUUCAUCUAUUUUCAAAACUAAAAACAUCUAUUUCAGGUACCCUAACCCUAACACUAACAUGCAGUGGACGAGUUUCUGAACAGCCAAGAAAAGGAGUUCUAUAAAAGUGGCAUUGAGGCCCUUAAACACCGCUGGCAAAAGUGUAUAGAUACUGAAGGGGAUUAUGUUGAAAAAUAAUAAAAUAUGUCCGGCAAAAUUCAAAUCCUUCAAUAUGAGGCUCCCAACUUAUCAGUCAGUCCUCAUACAUUAUAUAUAGUACUUACUUACAGGUAAGAAACAGAAAAUGUACAUGUUUACUGUAUGUAUAUUGUAUGUAUCUAUCAAUUAAUUGUGAAUGACUAUGUUUGAAAUUUUCUUCUUAUGUAUACAUAUUUUUAAUGAAUAAAUAAUUUCAAUACUUUUGAUUGUGUAUAAUCCA
Pecten maximus is the source of this 3375-nucleotide messenger RNA. Its product is annotated as angiopoietin-related protein 7-like. The record is from RefSeq and is a predicted model, not a curated record. The transcript is spliced from 5 exons. Bases 1 to 777 code for a protein of 258 amino acids. Lineage: Eukaryota; Metazoa; Mollusca; Bivalvia; Pectinida; Pectinidae.